Messenger RNA from Papaver somniferum (opium poppy), 2832 nucleotides. RefSeq lists its product as uncharacterized. The coding region runs from base 270 to 2669 and encodes 799 amino acids. Gene Ontology annotation, molecular function: zinc ion binding. The transcript has 2 exons. NCBI's taxonomy places the organism in Eukaryota, Viridiplantae, Streptophyta, Magnoliopsida, Ranunculales, Papaveraceae. The record is from RefSeq and is a predicted model, not a curated record.
GACAAAACGGAAUAAAAAUCCAAGAAAAAGUGUCACCAAAAGAAAAACCCUAAAACGUGAGAAUUCUGGCCGGUCUUCAUCUGAAAACUUCAUUCUCCUUCGGUUUCGUUUCUCUUUCUAAAUUUGGCGAUCUCCUUCAUGUUUACAAGGAAUAACUGCCCUAGACGAAACCACUGCUUCACUUAUUUAAACUUAAGCAAGACGACGUCCUUCUCUCUGCCUGUUCCUUUAGUGUAUAUUACUAUUGUUAGAGUAUAGUUAUAUCAGGAAUGGCACCGAUGAAGAUAUGGUUGUUCUAUGAUGGAGAAUGGGAUAACUCAGGUAAGGGUUUGGGUUACAAUGGUGGUCAACAAAAAGGACUAUUAGUGCAACAUGAUAUAACUUUCAAUGAGAUUAAGAAAUUAAUAAGUUGUAGUGUUUCCGAGGAAGAAGAUUCGGGCUGCCCAUGUGCCGUUACUCUAUGGUGUUUGGUACCUGGUACUGUACAGGUGAGAGAUCCUAUGAAAAUAGCAAAACAAUCAGAUUUUGAUUUCUUUUUAGCAUUAGUCAAUGAUAACUUUCCUAGGUGUGUUCCUUUAUAUGUGACAAGACAACCUAAGGAACCACCAAGAGCUGAAAUUAGGGUAUUUCAAGAUGCUUGUCCUGAAAAUGCUCACACUCCAGAAAGAGAUGGUUCCAGUAGUCAGAAUAGCUUUGUAUUCAAGAGAGCAACACUCUUCAGAGUUGAACCGCACGUUUCACCGGCAUAUGGUGACUCUGUGGAUGACUUGUUUGAUGAUGAGGAAGAAGAUGAUAGGUUGCAAGAAAAUGAACUCCUACCAUCGCUACGAGCUAAUGAAAUAAGUCAAAAGGAUGGAGAUGUAGUGCAUGUUGAUGAUCAAAUGCGUGCUUCUACAUCUGGUCCACCUCCAGAUAUUGAUGGACAGAUGAACAAGCAAUACACUGAUGAGUAUUGCAAAGAAUUUGAAGUUGGUGAGUUGUUUGAAAGUAAAAUUGCUUUCCAGAAGAGAUUGAGUAUUUAUGCAUAUAAAAUGAACUUUGAGUUCAAGUUUAAGAAGUCUCAAGCAGAUAGGGUCAGUGUAGUUUGUGAUGCUGAUAAUUGCACAUGGUCACUGUAUGCGACAAAGUUUAAAAAUAGUUCAUAUUUUAGAGUGAGGAGAUACCACAAAAUCCACACUUGUUCGCGAGACAGCACAUCCGCCAGCAAGCAUAAGCAUAUAACUUCUCGGAUCAUCGAAGAAUGCUUAAAGAACAAGCAGAACAGUGCAGGCGGUAUAUACAAAACGAAGGAUAUAAUUGAGGAAAUUCAGAAGGAUCUUGGUAUCACUAUAAGUUACCAUCUGGCACGGAGUGCUAGAGAGCGUGCGGUGGUUUCCAUUUUGGGGUCAGCUGAGGAAUCCUACGCUUCACUUCCCUCUUAUUGUGCAGAGUUGGAGAAGUCCAAUCCUGGUACUGUGACGUUUAUUAGCACAGAUGCUUCUGAUAAUUUCAAGUAUUUUUUCAUGUCGAUUGGCGCUUGCCUACGUGGCUUUUUGAGUUCAGUCAGGCCUGUAAUCUCUGUUGGUGGAACGGAUUGGAAGGCCAAAUACCGUGGGACGUUGUUCUUUGCCACCUGCAAAGAUGGGAAUGAUCAGUUAUUUCCUUUAGCAUUUGGCAUUGGUGAUUUGGAGAAUGAUGCUUCUUGGCAUUGGUUUUUAAGCAAAUUGCGAACAGUGAUUGGUGAUGUUGCAGACUUAGUCAUCAUUUCCAGUCCAAAUGCAAGCAUAGAGAAAGGUGUUCGUACAGUGUUUCCAGAAGCAGUUCAUGGAGGAUGCCUGUAUCACAUUGGUCGGUAUGUGAAGAAAAACUGCAAAGAUGAUAUUCUGAAUCAAAUGUUUCAUGAUGCUGCCAAAUGCUAUCGAAUGUCAGAUUUCAACCACAUAUUUCAUCAGAUCCGCCAGAUAUUCCCUGACAUUGCCUCUAAGCUGGCCGAAGCAGGAUUUGAAAAGUGGUCUCGUUCACACUUCAAUGGCAUACGGUACAAUAUAAUGACAACCAACAUUGAAGAGUGUAUAAGUCUCAUUGUUAAGGAUAUUGAUGACCUUCACGUGACCAAGUUAAUUGAGCAUGUUAGUAAGAUGUUCCAAAGCGUGUUUGAUGAGCAUCGAGAAGCUGCUCUGGGUUCAACAACUACACUAACAAAGUGGGCGGAGGAUGAACUUCGCAAAAGGAUGAACCAGUCUUCUCUGUACUCAAUUCAUCCCAUCAACAUGGAUGAGUUUCAGAUCUUUGAUAAUAAUAAAAAUGCGGAAGUGAAGUUGAACUACAAAACCUGCACGUGCCGAGUGUUUGAUCUUGACCAACUUCCAUGUGCACAUGUAAUGGCCGUGUGUAAGUUUCGUAACCUGGAUCCUUACCAGUACUGCUCACGGUAUUACUAUCUUGCUACACUGAAGGAAGCAUAUUCAGAUUCUAUACAUCCAGUUUCAUCUCCUGAAAACUGGGAGGUAUCCGAAGAGGUUCGCAGUCGAGUUGUGUUACCUCCAGGAACACGAAGACCUUGUGGCCGACCAGGUAAGCGGAAAAUUUCUUCUCAGGAAGAAGGGGAAUCAGGUAGGAAGUGUGGGAAGUGUGGUUUGUCCGGGCAUAACCGUCAAAGGUGCGAACAAAGUGGUUCUCUGUUCACAUAACUGAAAGUUGCAUAAUGUUUCUUUUUAUAGUAUAAAAUAAGUUAAUGGAAUAGUAGGUUGUGAUGUAUGGAUAUGAUUUUUUGCCAAAGUUGAGUUACCCGGUCUUACAAAAUGGUGUUGUUUACCUUUCUUUUGGUUGGAGUGUUAUCACUGCCUUAGUCUA